AUGAGUCACGAAAUCCUAACCACGAUGGGCAAGAAUAGGACGUUCUUCCGAUGCAUGCCGGACAUUUUCCGUCAGCGUUAUGGGGUCCGGUAUAUAGAUCCCUCAUUGCCAGACGAGUUUAAGGAUGUUGAUAUACUUGUUAACAAUGCCGGCCUAGUCAGAGGUAUGGCUCAAGCGCCAGACAUUGAGCCGGAGGAUAUGGCUGUAAUAUUCGACACGAACGUGACUGGCCUGAUUAACAUGACGCCAGCCAUCCUGCCCAUUUUCAAGACCAGACUUGAUGGUGGGCGAGGGGACAUCACCAACAUCAACAGUAUCACCGGCCGUGAGCCAUACUAG
Molecule: messenger RNA, 339 nt
Organism: Aspergillus nomiae NRRL 13137
Lineage: Eukaryota; Fungi; Ascomycota; Eurotiomycetes; Eurotiales; Aspergillaceae
Exons: 3
Coding region: 1-339 (112 amino acids)
Cellular component (GO): cytosol
Molecular function (GO): oxidoreductase activity
Source: RefSeq, a predicted model, not a curated record